Messenger RNA from Rotaria sp. Silwood1, 384 nucleotides. The record is from the annotation of a GenBank genome assembly. Lineage: Eukaryota; Metazoa; Rotifera; Eurotatoria; Philodinida; Philodinidae.
AUGAACUCUUUUUCAAUAGCAGAUGAUCGUAAUCGAGCAAAACAUGGCAAAUGGGGGCUUGAAUUUAUUGGAUUUUGGCUUCUUGGUCUUUGCAAUAAUUUUGGUUAUGUAGUGAUGUUAAGUGCUGCUCAUGAUAUAUUGAAACAAGAAAAGAAUGAUAAUUCAACUCAAUCGGUGUCACAUAAUACAACAAAUCAAUUUGAUUGUAAUCCAAUAUCAACAGGAGUGAGUAGAUGAAAUUAAAUGAAAAAUAUUAUGUAAAGACAAUGAUAAGAUACAUAAACAAAAGAGAUUAUUAUUAUAACAGAAAUAGAAAACGAAAGAAAAUACGAAAAUAUUUUUUUGCUUCAUUUUAGUCUCGUAUAGUUCUGAUCUUGAAUGAUA